Molecule: messenger RNA, 2037 nt
Organism: Prunus armeniaca (apricot)
Lineage: Eukaryota; Viridiplantae; Streptophyta; Magnoliopsida; Rosales; Rosaceae
Source: the annotation of a GenBank genome assembly
AUGGCGGAUUCUAAGUGUAGUGACAGUUCUACCAGGUCGAUGAUGAAUCCGUGGGUUCUUCAUUUUCAGAAACUGGGUCUCGAGCUCAAGUGUUCGCUCUGCUUGAGUUUGCUUCAUCGGCCAACAUUGCUUCCAUGCAAUCACAUUUUCUGCAAUUCCUGCAUACCCAAUUCGACGCAUUUUGGAAAAGAGUGCCCUUUGUGUAAAGUUCAAGUUGCGGAUCGAGAUCUCAGGCCUGCGCCUUUCAUGGAAAACAUAGUAGCAAUCUACAAAAGCUUGGAUGCGUCUUUCUGUGCCAACUUGUUGCAGCCCAUUUCUUCUGAUGUUAGGACAGUUUCACCUAAUAUCAGUUUUGCUGGGAAAAUGGCUAAAGAAUCAUUUGACAAUGGCCAAGGGGGUAAUUCAAACAGUGGGCAAUCCAUCUAUUCAUCAGGUGCUAAUGAACGAGUUUGGGUUCCAUGUAGUCUGAAUCGUUCUGUUGCAGAUGUAGUAGACACGAAUUGCAAAGUAGAUAAGUGUGUCAUGCCAAUAGAUGGAUUUAAUGGAGUGGGAAAUCCCAAUUCGCCUCCAAGCUCUCAAAUAAGAGCUGGGGGACUUGAAGAAUGUAUGACCAUAGAAAGAGACAUGAAUCAGGUAGCGCAGUCAUUGCCAGACAGUCCUCCUUCAUUUGGUGAUACCAAAUGUUCAGAUAAUGAUAGCUCUGAUCGUCACCGUGAGCAAAUUUCAGAAAGUUCUUUGGUCAGGAAAUCUAUCAGUGAAAUUGAUGAUAGUAGAACAGGUCUGAAGAGGCAUGAUAGUUCAGCAACUGAAAAUGAUGGUCAUUUGAGGGACCUCAAAAGACAAAAGAAUCUGAACUUUGAGCCAGUUUCAACUACUAAUUCUGAGCUGGAAUAUGGAUUCAGGACAUCUUCUAAUACCAUUUGUGCAUUUUGCCAGUCUUCCACAAUCUCAGAGGUUACAGGGCCAAUCCUGCAUUAUGCUAAUGAGAAAUUGGUAGUGGGAGAUGAGGCAGCUGUUUCAAAUGCCAUACCUGUUCACAGAAUAUGCAUUGAUUGGGCACCACAAGUGUAUUUUGUUGGUGAAGCUGUUAAGAAGUUGAAAGCGGAAGUGGCAAGGGGUGCAAAGCUUAAAUGCAGCAAAUGUGGGCUAAAGGGAGCAGCAUUAGGAUGCUUUGUGAAGUCAUGCCGGAGAAGCUAUCAUGUUACCUGUGCAAUUGGAAUUUCUAAAUGUCGUUGGGACAGGGAAAACUUUCUGCUGCUCUGUCCAGCUCAUUGUUCUGUUAAAUUUCCCAGUGAGAAGUCAAAUUCUGAGAAUCCCAAAAUAUGUCCACUGUCCAACAGUUGGGUAGCUUCAAAUGGAGCAAAAGAAUGGAUUUUAUGCCCUUCUGGUUUGUCUUCUGAAGAGAAGCUUCUUUUGAUCAAGUUUGCCAAGAUGAAUGGUGGAACUGUGUCCAAGAUCUGGAGACCAGAUGUUACACAUGUAAUUGCAGCCGUGGAUGAGGAUGGUGCAUAUGUCCGGACUUUAAAAACCUGCAUGGCCAUUUUGGCUGGAAGAUGGAUUCUGAAAAUUGACUGGGUAAAAGCAUGCAUGGAAGCCAUGCAUCAUGUAGAUGAAGAACCUUAUGAAGUUAGUCUCGAUAACUAUGGGUGUCAUGAUGGCCCAAAAACUGGCAGGCUUCGGGCAUCAAACAAGGAUCCAAAGCUCUUCAAUGGUUUGAGUUUCUAUUUUGCUGGUGAUUUUGUACUGGAUAGACAGGAAGAUCUUGAAGAUUUGAUCAUAGCCGCAGGAGGUACUGUCUUUGACAGCACAGAAGAAGCGCUGGAACAAAGUUCUCUUGGACAGGCAGCAUCAAGGACGCUAGUUGUUUACAACCUUGACCCCCAAGAAGGAUGCAAGUUGGGGGAAGAAGUUUCAAUCCUUUGGCAAAGGUCAAAUGAAGCCCAGGAUAUAGCCGCAAAAAUUGGAUCCCAAAUCGUUGGCCACACCUGGCUCUUGGAAUCAAUUGCUAGAUGUGAGUUACAGCCUCUUGUCUGUUGA